Messenger RNA from Staurois parvus, 325 nucleotides. The record is from the annotation of a GenBank genome assembly. NCBI's taxonomy places the organism in Eukaryota, Metazoa, Chordata, Amphibia, Anura, Ranidae.
CACUGUACUGGCGGCACUGACUGGCACAACCCCUGGGCACUGACUGGUGGCACUGACUGGCAGCACUGCUGGGCUGCACUGGUGGGUGGCACUGGUGGGCAGCACUGGUGGGUGGGCACAGGUGGGUGGCACUGGUGUGGCACAGGUGGGUGGCACUGGUGGGCACAGGUGGGUGGGCACAGGUGGGUGGCACUGCUAGGCACAUUGUAGGUGGCACUUCUGGGCACAGGUAGGUGGCACUGCAGAGUGGCACAGGUGGGUGCACUGCUGGGCACAGGUGGGGGCACUGCUGGGCACAGGUGGGUGUCACUGCUGGGGCACCGAU